This is a messenger RNA of Naegleria fowleri, 1437 nucleotides long. RefSeq lists its product as uncharacterized. Gene Ontology annotation, molecular function: GTP binding. NCBI's taxonomy places the organism in Eukaryota, Heterolobosea, Eutetramitea, Acrasida, Naegleriidae. The coding region runs from base 1 to 1437 and encodes 478 amino acids. The record is from RefSeq and is a predicted model, not a curated record. The transcript is spliced from 2 exons.
AUGAAUCAAUCCCGAAGCUACAUGAGUGCGUUCUUCCGACACAGUCAUUCACUCCUUUCACUCUUUCCGAAACGAUGGAACAUUAUUAAUUGUUCUCCGUCUUCAUCUGCAUGGUUCUUGCUCCAUCAUAGCUCAAGUAGUAGCAGCAGUAUUUUUUUAACCAACGAGAACAAUAACAAAUUCUUUUCUUUUUCAAAUCUACAACAGGCCACUAAAAAGAGCAAUACUUUUGGAAAAAACUAUUCAUCAAAGGCUACUCGGAAAUCUUCCCCCGUAUCAUCAUCCAAUCAUAAUGAAAAUAGUGAGUUAAAUGAAAAAACUAAAUCUAAAUUAGAAAAGAGGCUUGAAGACAUUCAACGUAUGCAACGAUGGAGACAAAAUGCUCAACAAAAACAUGCAGAAAAGAAAGCAGCUCAAAUGAACAAUCUAUUGAGCGACAAGUUAGCAAACUCUCGUCUUCCAAAGUCUUCAGAAAUUAAACCUCGAUCUUCAGUGCUUGCGAGAGUGGAUAAAACUUCGGUCGGAAGAAGAAGACAUGGUCAAAAAGCAAAGAAAGUUGAAAUUAAUAUAUAUUUUCCAAAACUAUUUCGAUCAAAAGUAUUGAAAAAAGUUCCAUUGGACAAGAUGGAUAAUUCUCUGCCAAAAAUUGCAUUCGCUGGACGUUCAAAUGUGGGAAAAAGCAGUCUUAUUAAUUCUCUAGUAACUAAAAAAGGAUCAGGAGGAAAAGCAAUUGUGAGUAACAAGCCAGGAGAAACGCAGGAAAUUAAUUGUUAUCAAGUUUCUGACGCCUUAAAUCUCAUAGAUUUUCCAGGAUAUGGCUUUGCAUUUGCUGACGAUGAAAAACGAUUGCAAUGGAUUAAGAACAUGCAAGAAUUUCUGUUGCAUGCUGUGAAAAUGAAAAGAGUAUUUAUUCUUAUUGAUGUGAGACAUGGAUUUAAGCAAAGCGAUUACUCAUUUUUAUCAUUUCUCAAUCAAAACAAGAUCAAAAAUCAAAUCAUUCUCACCAAAUGUGAUCUUUUAUAUCCAGAUGAAAUUGCAAAACAAUACGAUUAUUUGAAAGCUCAACUACAAGCACGCCCAUUCAAUUACACAUGUGAAGAAUUGAUUGUUGUCUCUGCAAAGAAAAUGAAUGGAAUCAAAGAGUUACAAGAAGAAAUUCUCUCAUUAUUACCUGACAAGGGGGCACGAUUUAGAACAUCAAAGAAAGACGAAUCGAUCAAAGUUCCACAGAUACCAAUAACCACACCUCCUCGACCCAUGACACUUAAAAGCAACGAUGAAGAAUCCUCAAUGGUUCUCCAACAUGGGAGAGAGGCAACAACUAAAAUAAUGAAAUCAGUGAGCUCCAAGUCCAACUCACCUCGUUCAUUGUCCUUUCAGAAAGCUUCUACAAAGAAAAAGCAAAUAACAACCAAUAAAAGUAAGAGCAACAAGUAG